Messenger RNA from Sparassis crispa, 513 nucleotides. RefSeq names its product 60S ribosomal protein L20-B. Gene Ontology annotation, biological process: translation. The record is from RefSeq and is a predicted model, not a curated record. Gene Ontology annotation, cellular component: cytosolic large ribosomal subunit; ribosome. NCBI's taxonomy places the organism in Eukaryota, Fungi, Basidiomycota, Agaricomycetes, Polyporales, Sparassidaceae. The transcript is spliced from 4 exons. The coding region runs from base 1 to 513 and encodes 170 amino acids. Gene Ontology annotation, molecular function: structural constituent of ribosome.
AUGCCCAUCAUAGAAUAUCAGGUCGUCGGGCGCCAUUUGCCCACGGAGGCUGAUCCUACUCCCAAAAUCUAUCGCAUGCGUAUCUUCGCACCCAACGAGGUGGUCGCCAAGUCGCGUUUCUGGUAUUUCCUCCGACAACUGAAGAAGGUCAAAAAGGCCAGCGGUGAAAUCAUCGGGGUCAACGUUAUUCAUGAGAAGAAGCCCUUGAAAGUCAAGGUCUUCGGCAUUUGGCUCCGCUACGAUUCGCGUUCCGGUACACACAACAUGUACAAGGAGUUCCGUGAGCUCAGCCGCGCUGAUGCCGUGAAGAGCCUGUACCAGGAUAUGGCUGCCAGGCACCGUGCCCGUUUCCGGUCUAUCCACAUUCUCCGUGUUGUCGAGAUUGAGAAGACCGAGGACGUCCGCCGGCCAUACAUCAAGCAGCUUAUGGUCCCCAACCUCAAAUUCCCUCUACCUCACCGCGUCCAGAAGGUUCGCUCGACAUUUGUCGCGCACCGCCCGUCAACGUUCUAG